UGUAUAAAAGCCUGUUGCUUCGAGCAAGUAGCCAACAUUAUUGGUUUUGGGUUCAUCACAGUUUUUUCUAUUUCGCACUCUCGCUUUUGUUUCACAUUUUAAGUUCUUUCUUACCCGAAAAAAAAUUAAAAAAAUACACAAGUCGCAAAAUGGUUAAAUAUUUCGUUCUUUUCGCUUGUCUGGCCGUCGCUGCUGUCUCAGCUGCACCAGUCGAAGAACCAGUCGAACACGAAGUUGUUCCAAUUCUGAAGUCCGAGAUCAACAAGCAGGACAAUGGUGCAUACAAUUUGCACUACGAAGGUGGUGAUGGCACCAGCCGCAAGGAGGAAGCCAGCGUAGUCGAUGAGGGCACCGAAGAGGAAGCGCUCGAAAUUAAGGGCUCCUACAAAUACAUCAACUCUGAGGGUGAAGAAGUCGAGGUCUUCUAUACCGCUGGCAAAAAUGGUUUCGUUCCUUACGGUUCCAUCAUCAAUCCCGAGAUUUCAGCUGUAGCUGAAGCUGCUAAGGAUUUGCCCAAAGAAGAGGUUGAAGAGCCGAAAAGGAAAUCCGUCAGCGUCUAAGAAAAAUGCAAAAAAAAAAAUAAUAAUAAUGAUAACAAAUAUUAACAAAAAUGGCAUAUAAAAAUAUGGAAAAAUGUAAAGGGAGAAAGAAAGAGCGGGUGAUGGUUCUAUUAGUCAGUUAAGUGAUAAGAUAUGAGCGGCAAGAACAUGACACCUUUGGUUUAAGAAAUUCUUAGUAUAAAUUUAUGUUACAUUUACAUAUAAGUAUGAUCUGUAUACUAAAGCGAUGAGUUACGAGUAUAUACAUAUAUUUCUAAGCGUAGGUUAUGAGUAUGUCCCCAAAUUAUAUGUACAUCCAAGCAGCGACACCCGAAGUAAAUAUAAACUGAAAAAGAAA
This is a messenger RNA of Zeugodacus cucurbitae (melon fly), 897 nucleotides long. Its product is annotated as endocuticle structural protein SgAbd-6. The record is from RefSeq and is a predicted model, not a curated record. The transcript is spliced from 2 exons. Lineage: Eukaryota; Metazoa; Arthropoda; Insecta; Diptera; Tephritidae. Gene Ontology annotation, molecular function: structural constituent of chitin-based larval cuticle. The coding region runs from base 150 to 560 and encodes 136 amino acids. Gene Ontology annotation, cellular component: chitin-based extracellular matrix.